Lathyrus oleraceus (garden pea) is the source of this 876-nucleotide messenger RNA. RefSeq names its product SNF1-related protein kinase regulatory subunit beta-3. NCBI's taxonomy places the organism in Eukaryota, Viridiplantae, Streptophyta, Magnoliopsida, Fabales, Fabaceae. Gene Ontology annotation, molecular function: protein binding. The record is from RefSeq and is a predicted model, not a curated record. The transcript is spliced from 4 exons. The coding region runs from base 261 to 650 and encodes 129 amino acids.
GAAGUAGGAUGAAAACGGAGAAAAGUGCUUGUAAGUUGUAACAGAUUUGACAAAGUUUUUAAAGCAACACAAAGGGCACGAGAAAAAACCCCGUACUUUUUGCGUGCUGUGCUUGUCUUCUUCUUCUUCACACAAAACUACACACUCUUAGGCUGAAUGCGCUCGAGUUUACUUCGCCAAUCACUUCACCUUCUGUGCUUUGCUUUCGUUACUAUCGAAAUCUCAAACGAGUUAACACUAGGUUUCUUGGAAUCUAAGUGAUGAAUUCACAGUUUGUGGUUGACUUGAAUAGCAAGAUGAAUAAUCCAUAUGCUGCAAACCCUGGUGAAGCAACUGUCAUGGGAUUUGAAAUUUUGAAGACAUCUGAUUCCGGAUACAAUAACGUAUACACUUUGACUGAAGAUGAGUCACGAGAUCCACCCGAGGCUCCUCCACAAUUGCAACAAACCUUGCUCAGCUACCCUACUAAUGUCGGUAGUCCUAGUUCUCUUCCGUUGCCCCAGAGCGCAAUUCUUAAUCAUCUUUAUAUUGAGAAUAGAGAGCCUCAAAGAUCUGUGGUGGCUUUGGGAUUCACUCAUCGCUUUCGCGCCAAAUAUGUUACCGCCGUGCUCUACAAGCCAGUUCAAAGAAGGGGAACCACAAGCAUUUGAUGUGCAUAUAGUACCUUCUCUAGAAACCAGUUGAAAGAGGAACCCAGAACAUUUGAUGUGCAUAUUAUGUGGAGUUUAUAUCUGUUGGUUUGUGAUGAUUGAUUGUGUUGACAUGAUAUUUAAAUUAGCAGGAAGUGAUAUUUAUUGGACUUCAAAAUGUCUUUUUUGACAACUUAGAAGCAUAUUUAUCCUUUUUAAAAUGUUAUUAGCAUUUUGAACUUUUUAA